This is a messenger RNA of Dermatophagoides pteronyssinus (European house dust mite), 1582 nucleotides long. RefSeq lists its product as uncharacterized. Lineage: Eukaryota; Metazoa; Arthropoda; Arachnida; Sarcoptiformes; Pyroglyphidae. The record is from RefSeq and is a predicted model, not a curated record.
UGAUGGAGUUUUCGAAAAAUCAUUAUGAACACAAAAUGACAAUAGUCAAUUGAUCUAUUAUUUUGUCUUUUUUUUUUGGUAAACAGUACUAUCAAUUUUUUUUUCGUUAGCAACAACUUAUCAUUCAUCACUUGUAUAUUAAGAUAACUCUAACUUCUUACAGUAGAGAUCAUGAUUUUUGAUUAAUUAAUUAAUGUUCCAACACAAUGAAGUGAAGAAAUCAAUACUUAAAAUUUUUUUUUAAAUUGAUUGAAAAUCAACCAUUUUAAGUUCAAAAACAUAAUGUCGAUCAUUGAAAAUAAUCAUCGAAAAGAAAAUUUCAGUGCCAAAGAUUUAUUAUCUAUUUGUUAUAAUUGUUUUUCGUCGAUUUCCGAUUGUCGAAAAUUUCAUAAAAUGAAAAUAUUUUCAAAUUCUUUUCUGUAUCGUAUAUUUAUUGGUGAUAAUAAUGACAUUGAUAACAAAAAGAAAAUGGAAACAAGAAUUAUUGAUCAUUCGAAUCGUCAAUCAAAAAUAUAUCAUUAUUCAUCUUCUUCAUUAUAUUUAUCAUCAAUCAACAUGGCUAAGCUCAAAAUAAUGUUAAUCAUUCUUGUCAUGAUGAUCUCAUCCUCGCCAUUUAGAACAGCUAUUUUAACUGUUACGGCAUCCGAAUCAAAAAGUGAUACAUUUAAUAUCGAUAAACUAUUGGAAUAUAAUGAACUUGUAUCAUGUUUCGGACAAAUGCACAAAGAAUUUGAACAAUGUAAUAAAAAAGGAGCUGAAAAAGCCAAAUCAUUUCUAGGACAAAUCGAAUUAUCACAGGAAUGGAAUCGACGAUUAAAAUGUUGUGGUACAUGGAAGCUACGUGAUUGUUGGAUGAAAGCAGCACGACAAAAAUGUACAAAAAUACAAGCAGAUAUGGUAUUCAAAUUACCUGAUCUGAUCAUGCCGGCAUUAGUUGAAGAAUGUCAAGAAUAUACGAUCGAAUCUGGUAAAUGUUCAUUACCGAUUAUGUGGAUUGUAGUCGUAAUCUGUGCGAUCUGUUUAAUCAUCGCAUCCUGUUGCUGUGGUAUAAUUUAUUGUAUACGACGAACUCUUAAUAAACAAAGAUAUCGUGCUAAUGGUAUUCCGCCAAUUGCUGAUCAAAGGGCAUAUACAAUGACAAUACAAAAAUCAACAUCAUAUCAAAAUGGAUUAGGUUCAACAACUAAAAUGAAUGGACUUAAUUCCUAUCGAAAUAAUCAUAAAAAUCACUCAGAUCAUAAUGGACAUUUGCAUUAUGAUAAACAAAAGCACUAUAAUCAUCAUAAUAAUUCUGCAAACAUAACCCAAAACCAUAAACCAAUCAAAGAAACAUUAGAUAAUGUUGAUUCUGAAGAAUUAAAAGUAUUGAAUCCACAGCCACCACCGCUUCCUCCAUUAAAUUCAAUCCAUGUUGAUAAAAAUCUGAAAUCUAUUGAAUCUGAUGAUGCCGAUAUCAAAGUUAAUUUAGUUUGAAAUCUAUGAUGAUAAAGACACAAACUGAAAGAUAAAUACAUUAAAUAUCAUCAAAAUGAACGAGAUAUUUGUACUUAUAAUUGUAUAUCUGAAACAUCUGAAUAGAUGA